Messenger RNA from Lemur catta (Ring-tailed lemur), 1600 nucleotides. RefSeq names its product carbonyl reductase [NADPH] 1. Gene Ontology annotation, molecular function: carbonyl reductase (NADPH) activity. The coding region runs from base 138 to 971 and encodes 277 amino acids. The transcript is spliced from 3 exons. NCBI's taxonomy places the organism in Eukaryota, Metazoa, Chordata, Mammalia, Primates, Lemuridae. The record is from RefSeq and is a predicted model, not a curated record.
CGGGCUACUGGCGCACAUCCUGAGUGUGCGCCCCAGACACCCUCCAGGCUUGCGCAGGCGCUCGCAGGGUCUCCACAGCUCAAGGGCUUCGGCCUGAUCCCUUCUCCACGCAGGUGCCCCGCGAGCCCCGCUCGGCCAUGUCUUCCUGCAGCCGCGUGGCGCUGGUGACCGGCGCCAACAAGGGCAUCGGCUUCGCCAUCGCGCGUGACCUGUGCCGCCAGUUUUCGGGGGACGUGGUGCUCACGGCGCGGGACGCGGCGCGGGGCCAGGCGGCCGUGCAGCAGCUGCAGGCCGAGGGCCUGAGCCCGCGCUUCCACCAGCUGGACAUCGACGACCUGCAGAGCAUUCGCGCCCUGCGCGACUUCCUGCGCAGGGAGUACGGGGGCCUGGACGUGCUGGUCAACAACGCGGGCAUCGCCUUCAAGGUUGCUGAUACCACACCCUUCCAUAUUCAAGCAGAAGUGACCCUGAAAACAAACUUUUUUGGUACCCGAGAUGUCUGCACAGAGUUACUCCCUCUAAUAAAACCACAAGGCAGAGUGGUGAAUGUGUCUAGCACGGUGAGUCUCAGCGCCCUUAAAAGGUGCAGCCCAGAGCUGCAGCAGAAGUUCCGCAGCGAGACCAUCACGGAGGACGAGCUGGUGGGGCUCAUGAACAAGUUUGUGGAAGAUACCAAGAAGGGAGUGCACCAGAAAGAGGGCUGGCCCAACACCGCAUAUGGAGUUUCAAAGAUUGGCGUCACGGUCCUGUCGAGAAUCCAGGCCAGGAACCUGAAUGAGCAGAGGAAAGGAGACAAAAUCCUCCUGAAUGCCUGCUGCCCAGGCUGGGUUAGAACCGACAUGGCAGGACCCAAUGCCACCAAAAGUCCAGAAGAAGGAGCAGAGACCCCCGUGUACUUGGCCCUUUUGCCCCCGGAUGCUGAGGGGCCUCACGGACAGUUCAUAUCAGAAAAAAAAGUUGAGCAGUGGUAAGCUGGACUCAAAAGUCCAUCCAUGUGCCUCAUUUUGUACCCAGUCCAGACUCAAAGGACAUUUACAACAUCAAAAAUAUUCCUAUCCACAAAAAAAAGAAACCAUAAUAUCUCUACCAAGUACUCACUAAUGUACUACUAAUGGAGUAGGCUACUCAUUCAGUUGACUACUAAUUCUAUGAAGCCUUUUGUGAUUUCCUUUGUGAUGCAGGGAGAGGAAAAUGUGUAAUUGCUUAAAAUAAUGAAUGAAUGUCAAUAGAUGAAUAAAUGAUUGAAGUGCUCACAUCUGCCAGUGGGUUCCAAGAAAGCAAACAAUAUGUAAACCAUGAGCACAGCUUGGGCUUUAGGGAGACAUGGACAGUACCACAGAGGGAAAGACAGCUGACUUGGUCUCUUCAAGGAGCCAAAGUCAUUCUGGAAAAACAACCAAUUGCAGUAUGUGAAACCUAAGUGGGGGCUUAUAUGAAACACCGGGCAUAAAUCUCUUCAAUGUAAAUAUGUUAUGUAGCAAUGAAGUGUCAUGAGGUCAGCAACAUUAACAUAUAAUGUUAUAUGUGAUGUAAAAUAUAUACAGAGAGAUGAACAGAGAUUUGUGAAAUAUAACAGUUUUCACAAUUGUUGAGACUUGAA